CUGCGCGCAGGGCACGGAGCCGGGCACGAGGCACGGAGCCAGCUGCGGUCACGGGGUGCGCCGCUCCACGGGGAAGUGCUGGCGAUGGGACUGCGUGAGCCACCGCUUCAUCAGCAAUGGUCACAUGAAAGUCAUUCGGUUUUCCCCGCGCAUGCUGUGACAUGGAGGUGGUGACAUCAGCCCUGCCUAUCAGUCACCCCCGGUGGGGCCGCGGCACAUCCGCACUCCUCGCCACGCUGGGCAGCACCAAUACUGGAUCUCCAUCCCUCAGCAGUCACGCUGUGUGGGUGUCACUGCACCUGAGCACACAGCAGCGCCGACACAGCAGGCACUCCCUGCCCACCACGCACUGUGCCCAGCACUGUUGGAGCCACGCACACCCUGGUGCACGCCGUGCUGGCAGGGCACAUCACCGCAGGGCACCCAGGCACCCUCCACCCUGCUUCAGGCUGUCUGCCACCAGCCGGGUGCCACAAGGACACAGCAUUUUUCACCCCGCGGAUGCCACAGAUGCAGCGGAUAAAUGCUGGUGAUUUCCCAGCUGUUCCUCUGCCCUCGGUGGAAGAAGUGCCCCUGCGCCAUCCCAUCCGAGGUCUGAGCACACUGGAAUGCUGUACAGCUCUGUGCUCAGGCUCCUGACACCAGCUGCACACCCACAGGGUUGGAGCUGCACUGGGGACCUGGGGGUCUGCAGAGGAUCCAGCCCAGAAGCGCAGAGGGGUGUUUGGGGGCGCUCAGAGGGAGCUCCACAGCCACGGGCACAGCCUUGGGCACAGCCCCUUCCCCACACAUCCCCCUGCGCAGUCCCACAACUGCUCCCCCCUGUUCCCAGACCCCCUCCUGUGUCUCAUUAGCUGACGAGCUCCCAGGUAAUGAGUUUUGCGGCCCUGCUGGGCAGGCACUUCCCACCUCCCUCAGUGUUUAGACAAGUGCUGGAGCGCGGCCGGGGCUGGGGUCAGAGCCCCUGCAGAGCAGUGCCUGCAGCUCCCUAUCGGGGAGCCGGGAUCCCCUGCUCCCUCCAUGCUGUGCUGAUGGAAUGCAGCACAGGGCACUGCGCUGAGGGUGCAGGGAUAGAUUUUGGAGGCCAGGAACCCAGAUCCAAACCUGAGCACUCCUGCAGCUCCCAUCCCAUCUUGGCACCCUCCUGCCCAGCACCAGCUCUUAACCCCAGGAUCUCCCACCCACAGUUCUACUGGCUGAGCCCAAAGGCCGCAGGCAGGACCUGUGCCCUGGAGCACCUCACCACAGUGCUGCCCACAUGCUGGGGUCAGGGCCUGGGGUUUGCCACAGCUGGGCAAGCAGCAUAGCUCACUGCGUGUCCACAAUCACACCGAUAGUGUGCCCAGUUGCAUGUAAGCAUCUCAGGGACACACAGCAGCAUCCCACAGAGUCAGGGAGACUGAAGCAGCAUGGCUGGAUGCAGAGACACUCAGGACCCCCAUCUUUCAGCCACGCAAGGGGCAGAGCGGUGCGGGGAUGCCAGAGAUGCUGGCAAUGGAAGGUCAAGGCCUUGCUGCCCCAUAGUGCCGUGCCGCAGUGCGGGUGCUGGCAGGGCUGGUCGGCACGUUAGCAUCUCUCAUGACCGUGUGAAUUGGUCCUUGCACACUUCCCAGCACUGGGCAGUGACAAUUAAGGGCUGGAGGAGUCAGAACUGACACCUCCGCAAAUGGGUCCGGCUUUCCCAGGCUCCCGGUCCAGUCCCAGCCCACACCAUGUAGGUUUUGACACCUCCAGGUGGCCACAGAAUUGCCACCUCACACCUUGGGCCCACAUAAAGCCAGGGCUGCCCAAGGACCCCCAGACGUGCGCAGCCCCAGAGUGGAGCCCACCAUGGCCGGGUCCCCACUGCCGCCCCGCAGCCUCCAGACCCCAACAGCCGCCACCCCGACACCAACCGGGGAGCUCUGCAGACCCAGCAGUGGGUCCGGGCUGCGGCAGUGCUGCGGUCCGGCGGGCAGGAGGGGAUCAGGGGCGGCCGGGGGCUCACGGCAGAGCGCCAGCGAGAGGGAGAAGCUGCGGAUGCGGCGGCUGGCGCAGGCCAUGCACCGGCUGCGGCACUACCUACCACCCGCGCUGGCGCCCGCCGGGCAGAGCCUCACCAAGAUCGAGACCCUGCGCCUCGCCACGCGCUACAUCGCCCACCUCUCGGCGCUGCUGGGCCUCAGCGAGGAGGUGCUGCUACUGCGCCGCGGGGCGGCCGCCCGCCGCUGCCCGCUCUGCCCCGGGGGCCUGGGCUGCUGCCAGCCCCCGCAGCCCCGGCCGCGCUCCCCAGCCCUGCAGGAGAAUUCGCCCCCCGGCUCGGAGGGUUGGGGGACCCCCCCAGAGCUGCGCGGGGCUCUGGAUGCGGGGACGGGGACCUGGGGGUCGCUCUCCAACGGCCCCGUGUUGGAGACCCGUCCGCAGCUGCACGUGGUUCCUGACGUGGGGAUGGGGCUCUGGUCAUCACCGUCCUACAGCCCCACCGCGGGGACCCCCCCGGAGCUGCAUGGGACGCCGGGCUUUAUGUCACAGCCCUCACCAUCACCGCUGUGCAGCAUCAGAGCAGCGACCCUGAUUGAGCCCCCGCGGAGAUGCGCAGCAACCACAGGCACCAGGACAGGUCCCUCCUGCUGCACGGAGCCCGCAGCCCCCUCCCUGCAUCCUGGGAUGAGAGCAAAGGCCAUGGGACCUUCAGGACUCCACACAUGCGGCUCUCAGAUCGGCAGCCCCCUGGACCAGGACGUGUUCAUCUCCUCCGACGUCCACGGGACCCCUGUCCUGCCCGGCUGCAGCCCCGCACGGUGCUGGGGGUGGUGGAGCUGAUGCGGUGCCCACAGCUGAUGACGCAGCGUGGGGACAGUGCCAAGAGGCACUGCGGGACACUGGGAGGGGCUCCUCAUUAAAGCUGCUGUG
This is a messenger RNA of Lagopus leucura (white-tailed ptarmigan), 2892 nucleotides long. Its product is annotated as mesoderm posterior protein 2-like. Gene Ontology annotation, biological process: regulation of transcription by RNA polymerase II; heart morphogenesis; somite rostral/caudal axis specification. The record is from RefSeq and is a predicted model, not a curated record. Gene Ontology annotation, molecular function: DNA-binding transcription factor activity, RNA polymerase II-specific; protein dimerization activity; RNA polymerase II cis-regulatory region sequence-specific DNA binding. The coding region runs from base 1831 to 2802 and encodes 323 amino acids. The transcript is spliced from 2 exons. Lineage: Eukaryota; Metazoa; Chordata; Aves; Galliformes; Phasianidae. Gene Ontology annotation, cellular component: nucleus.